AUGGAGAAGGAGAUCUCUACAUCAGCCAGAAUAUUCUUGGGAGUCUUCCUUUUUCUCUUGGCUGCGAUUGGCAUUACUGCUAACACCAUUGUUGUUACAGUUCUACGAUUUAGGAGUGACUUCAAGAGAAAGACCACGAAUACGAUUCUGACCAGCCUUGCUUCUAUAGGAUUUUUUGGUUGUGCAAUAGACAUCCCGUUGGCCUUAAGCACAAUGGUGGCAUCUCCUGCCGAGUUUCAUCGACGAAACUUAUUACUUGCACAAGCAGCUCUUGGUUCAUUCCUCUUUUGGGGCUACAUUACGUCCUUCUUCUUGCUAAGCAUUGAUUUGCAUGACACCCUAAGAAGAGCCUUAAAUAGGCAGGCUUAUCUUUCAACCAAAAGAAUAUCGAUGGUGUUAACACUUGCUGCAAUGCCUGGUGUUGGAAUCUCUGCAAUAUUUGUCAUCAAAGGCAAACACUUUAUUCCCUAUGUUCCGCUAGACAAAGGGCCCAUAUUUCUUACGAUUAUUCGAUCUGUAUUAUUCAUAGCUUUGGUAAUUUCCGUCUCUUCAAAUAUCUAUUAUUUUCUUAAAAUAAGAAAACUGAUUAAGAGUAUCUUCAAUGAUGUUGGUACCAGUUCUUCACGAACGAGGAGGAACCAGAAGUAUUUAAAGGGGAGAGACAUUUCCUGGACGGUGAUCCUUAUUAUUCUGGUUUUUUGUUUUUCAUACCUGCCCUAUAUGGCAUUUUCCAUCGUAUAUGUUAAAGCAGAGGUACGUUGUUCAAACGCCAUUGUCAUCUGUCAAUCGUUCACCUACCUGAAAUAUGCAGUUAGCUCACUAAUUUUUGCAAGAGCUGAUGGAAGGUUUCUGAAAGUAUUUGUUAACAUUGUUCGAAGA
Molecule: messenger RNA, 879 nt
Organism: Pocillopora meandrina
Lineage: Eukaryota; Metazoa; Cnidaria; Anthozoa; Scleractinia; Pocilloporidae
Source: the annotation of a GenBank genome assembly